CCUCCACCCGGGUGUCGGAUGGAUUAAAGGAAAGUUUAGCCCAAAGGGUUCUGACUGGUAUGCGUAGACAGCGGUUCCCGCCCAGACAAAGUGGAGAAAUACCCUAGUUAGCUGGUUUUGCAUUCUGCCGCCAUUAUUUUGUUAUUUGAAAGCCGCCUGUUAGCUAUUGUGAAACCCUAAUAGUGAUCCUAAUCUCUGCAAAUCGACAUUGUGCGAUUCCUCUGGAGCCCCGACCCUCAUUAAUAAAGAUGGAGAUGGCUUGCUCCGAUACUUCUUCAGUGGCAGGUGCAGAGGCAGUGGUGAAGUGUUUGGGGGCCGUUCCACCUGCUGCUCUCCCUGCCAUUGUUGACUGUGUUCUCGCUUCUUCUGGCCUUUCUCCGUAUGCGCUUUUCUCUUCUCUCAUUGAAGCUUUUCCCAGUUUCAAAAAGGAUCUUCUUGAAGAGGAGAAUGGAAAGUUUCAUAUCGAAGAUUCUGGACGUUUUAUAUCCUUCACAAGUGCUCUUAUCCGACUUCUGAAAAAAUUGGGAAAUAGUCACGAUGCCUUUCAAUCAUUUAUCUGGAAAGUCUGCUUUCCACUGCUAAAUAUUCUAAAUACCAAUAAUUAUGAGCUAAUUAAUAAGAUUUCAGAAAUAUUAUGUGAAGUCGUGGUAGAAACCAAUGCUUGGCAGAAUGUGGAAGUGACUAUUGUACCAUUUUGUUUAAAUUCAUUGGUUCUCUCUAUCGGUAAGCUUCAAAUUGAGGAACGGGAAUUGCAACAAGGUAGAUUCUCAUCACUGGAAGGACAAGAUGACAUGCUAAGUUCUCAGGGCUUUCACCAGGGAGAUGCCCUACUUGAGUAUGGAUCUUGUCCAUUGUCCAUUGCUUGCCAUGUACUAUCUUCAUUGUUGCUUUCUGCCAUCAAUGUUAGUCGAGAAGAUCAGACAUCUGAAAAACCAAAAGAUCAGCACCCCAUGGAUGCUGUCCCCAUGAAAUUUGCAAAACAGGUGGUUGAGGAUCUCUCUGAUCUUGUAGUCUGCAUGCUUUCACAGCGUUCGGAUGAUUUGCUUCGUUCCUGUGCAAUUCGAGUCCUCCUUCCAUCCAUUUUUGAGACAUAUGAUGUGCUUCCAUGUUUUGGAGGUUCUUUGCUUGUGAAGGCAUUUGUCCUUUCUAGGGCGUGCUUUUCUAGGGCUGUUUGGAACUGCUGCAGGUGUCUGUUUCUUCUUGGACCACAAGAACGACAAGAUGCAUACCUUCUCUUGUCUCUUUGUCUUCGCUCUUUUUUUCCUAUUAAAGGAUGUGACAACCUCUUAAUUGGGAAUGAUGCUGAGGAGUUUGAUGUGCGUUUGGAGAAGGAGUUUUGGGAAGAAUUACGGAGAGGCCUGGUCGAUAAAGAUGCUUUAAUGAGAAAGCGGGCAUUGCAUAUUUUGAAAUUGUCAUUGGACAAUUUCUCUGGUCCUUCUGCAAGAGAUGGCAACUUUUCUGGUUCAGAGAUGUAUGUGGGUUCUAAGAUUGAGCAUAAAAUGCCUGUUGAAAAAGCUACUCCCUGUAGUAUGACUAAGAGGGGCAAAUGGGCUGAAGAGGAAGCAAAAUCUUUGGGUGUGGGGAGGAUGAGCAAUUCUGACAAUCAUUGUUUGAGUGGCAGGCAAAGAUGGGAUGCUUUUAUCCUUCUUUAUGAAAUGCUUGAAGAAUAUGGCACACACCUAGUCGAGGCAGCAUGGACUCAUCAGGUAGAGCUCUCUCCCCCCCGCAAAAAUUCACGCGUGACAAAGUCGGGAAGAUGCCAGAAAAGACUCAAAGGGGAUUACUUUUCAGAAACAAGUACGGGUGCUAUGAAAUUCUUUAGCCAGUUCUGCAACUCCUCCUCUGUGCAAGAACGUAUAUCACUUGUGCGCACUUUAUCAUCUGUUACGAAACGUGCAUCUUUUGGGCGAGCUGGAUUUAUGACUCUUGCAGCUUGCAUUUCUUCAAUUGCUUGUACGGCAUAUCAGCAUAAUGAAGGUGUUUCACAAAGCUAUCUGUGGAGUUGCUCUGUAGAUCCUGAUCAAGCCAAUAGCAUUCCGCAAAGUAGUGCAGGCUUGUUGGAGAAUAUGCAGUUUUUUCUCGAGCAAUCGAAACAACACUUCAAUCAAAAUUAUCGGCGUCAAGUAUUUGAUUACAUUUUGGCGGCAGUUUCUACUUUAGUGUCUGUUCAUGAUGUUCCACUCGACACGCUUCUGCAUUUCAUUUCAGUCUUUCCACGCGCGUUUACCGAUGCUGGUUAUUUGAGAAGAAAUGUUCAAUGCUGGUUAUCUUUGAGCUGUGAUGCAUGUCUUGAACGGUUACCCUUUCAAGUUGAAUCAUGUGUCUUACAUAAUUUAUAUGAUUUUCCAAAAAGUUUUAUUAGAAAUAAUUCCCAUGCUCAGUCUGCUACUUAUGAUGAUGAUGACUUAAAUUCUUGGUGCUCGGAGGCACAAAGGUGGGCUCGCUUGCUUUUCCUUGUAUUAUCUGAAGAAGACCAACUCAAACCAGUAUUAAGUUUUGUUGAGCAAUUUGGUUCAAAACUUUUUCAGAAGGCUCUUGAUAAGGAAUGGAUUCCUGUUAAAUUUCUUGUUCUUAUCUUAAGCAUAGUUCAAGAGUGGCAAGUUGGACAAACGAAAUCUAGUCGUUAUUUUACAGAGUUUGAAACUGUGACUCCUCAAAUGAUGGAAAUAUCUAAUGAAUUGAGCAUAAGGCUUGAUGUGAUUUGUGGAACAUUUCUUUCUAUAAUGGGGGAGCUUGUAUCUUUUGCGCAUGUAACAUGUGACAUAUUCUGGUCCUUUGAUACAGUUAAGGAUGCACCAUUGCCUAGUUCUGUAACAGGGAAGCUUGGCGGCCCAAGUCAACGACGGUUGGCUGCUUCAACAAGUACUGCAGUUCUGAAUGCUAUUUACUCCUUGAGGACUGUUUCUUCCAUGAUAUCAUGUUUUGCAUAUUCAAAAGAAAUUAGACCACCCGAUUCUUCCAUUACUUUCUUGUGGAAUUUCUUGUGGAAAGUCCUUGCGUUGACAGCACCCUCCUCAGAGACAGGGGGAGAGAUCCGGCUUGCUGCAUAUGAAGCAUUGGUAUUUGCUUUGAAGGCAUUGCCCAAUGCUUUCUCUCCUCUGGCUGUUGAUCGACUUGUGGACGCUAACAAUACAUUAUGUAGAGAGGUGGAUCAAAAGCAUUUGCUAGAUCCUCUCUUUCACGCUUUUCUACGUAAUAUUGAUGAUCUACUUGGAGUAGGAAUGCUGGCCAGAAGUAGGCGUGCCGUUCUGAUGCAAUGGAAGUGGUGCUGUUUGGAUUCUCUAUUGACUGCGCCUUAUCACAUGCUUGAGAAGGAUAUCCAUUUGGAAGGCACAUUUCCCUUUAUAUCUCCGAUGAUGCUCAAACGUGUCUUUCUUGAUGUAGUUGACAGCCUUGAACAUUCUGGGGAGAGUUCUGUGCUUCCAAUAUUGAGGUCCAUCAGAUUGAUUUUGAGUAUAUCCUUCACAAAAAAGAAGAUGUUAUCUGAUUCUUCGAGCAUUGGCAUUGAUAUUGAGAUGAUGUGGAAAUUGGUUCGUUCUGCUUGGACUUUAUAUGUCAAUUGCAAUAAGCGUCGUGUGGCUCCAAUUGCAGCUCUUUUGUCUUCUGUUCUACAUUCAUCCUUGUUCAAUGACUUGGGAAUGCAUCAAACAGCUGGAACUAUGCAGGGUCCUUUGAAGUGGUUUGUUGAGAGGAUUCUUGAAGAAGGUGGUAAAAGUCCUCGAACUGUUCGGCUUGCUGCUUUACACUUGACAGGAUUGUGGUUGAUGUACCCAGAAACAAUCAAAUAUUAUAUGGCAGAGUUGAAGCUUCUCACACUAUAUGGCUCCGUGGCUUUUGAUGAAGAUUUUGAAGCAGAAAUAUUGGAAAACGGUGAAGGGAGAAGGGAAUUUUUGUCAUUAGCUCAGAGACCUGACUUGGAGUUCACGGAGGAAUUUCUCAACACUGAGAUGUACCCACGUGUAGCUGUUGCUGUCCUUUUCCAAAAGCUUGCAAGUCUUAGAGAAGUCUCACGGCUUGUGAAACAAAAUGAAGAUGCUUGUGCUGCAUUCCUUCAUGGGAGAAUGUUUCUUCUGGAGUUGUUAGAUUCAGCGGUUAACGACAAAUAUCUCUCAAAGGAAUUGUACAAAAAGCAUAGCAUGAUCCAUAGGCAUAAAGUCCGUGCUUGGCAGAUGAUUUGUGUGCUCUCUUUAUUUGUUGAUGAAAGCAUUGUUGAAGAGGUUACAUCUAUGCUUCAUGUUUGCCUCUAUAGAAACAAUCUACCAGCUGUUCGACAAUUUUUGGAGAUUUUUGCAAUUCAAUUAUACCUGAAAUUUCCAUCCAAGAUCCGGGAGCAAUUUGUUCCCAUUUUUCAAGAUCACAAUAUGCGGCCUCAGGCACUUUCCUCAUAUGUCUUCAUUGCAGCCAAUGUGAUCCUUCAUACUACUGAGGUAUCCGUCCAGUUAAAACACUUGGAUGAGUUACUUCCCCCGAUAAUCCCAUUAUUAACUUCUCAUCAUCAUAAUUUACGUGGUUUCACUCAGAUAUUAGUCUAUCAAGUUCUUUGCAAGUUGAUGCCUUCAUCGGUACCGACCAACUCAGAAGCCAUUUCUAUGGAGAAAAAGUGCUUCCUAUGUUUGAGAUCAUAUUUGCAAGAGAACUCGGACUGCAUGCGCCUUAGAUCAUCAAUGGAAAAAUUGCUUGAUGCCUAUGAUCCUAUUGCCUUGGCCACUCCAGCAGGAUUAUUCUCCUCAAAGCAUGAGGAUGUUGCCUUUGAAUGUGCUCCAACUUCUAUCUUUGAGAAAGUCAUCAACUUCCUAAAUGAUGUUAGAGAAGACCUGAGAGACACUAUGGCAAAGAAUGCGAUGAUUGUCAAGAAUGACGGCCUCGCAGUUGCUGAAACAAUGAAGUCUAAGGAUCCAUCCUUUGAAGCCGAUAAUGAAAAGCUUUCUCCCCAAAUUAUCAAUGAUACCUCUUUUGAUUUUCAAAAGAAAAUUACUCUUCAAAAGCAUGUAACUGGAGGUAAUGAAGCCUAUAGAAGUGACAGCCUUCAUAAAUCUCUUGCAGAAAUGGAAAAGGAAGAUGAACUUUUGAGUUCAAUGGCACAUUCAAGAAACAGCAUUUUUGAAGGAAUCAGAGGAUGUCGACAGCAUUUUAUCCUUGUUGCAUCUUUACUGGAUCGGAUUCCGAAUCUUGCUGGAUUAGCCAGAACUUGCGAGGUUUUUAAAGCAGCUGGUUUUGUCGUUGCAGAUGCCAGCAUUGUGCAUGAUAAGCAAUUUCAACUAAUCAGUGUGACAGCAGAAAAGUGGGUGCCUAUUAUAGAGGUCCCAGAAUACAGCUUGAAAUCUUUCUUAAUGAAGAAGAAGAGGGAGGGUUUUUCGCUCUUGGGUUUGGAGCAAACAGCCAACAGUAUACCACUUGACCAGUAUUCUUUCCCUAAGAAAUCAGUUUUGGUUCUUGGGAGAGAAAAGGAAGGCAUUCCUGUUGAUAUCAUCCAUGUUCUAGAUGCGUGCUUGGAGAUCCCCCAAUUAGGAGUUGUGAGGUCUCUGAAUGUUCAUGUCAGUGGUGCCAUUGCUUUAUGGGAGUACACAAGGCAGCACAGAUCGCGAUAAUCCUGAGUGAUCCAUAUUAUGUGAAUUCAGUAGGCAUUUGUCGUGUGUAUCUACCUUUAGUUUUAUUAUUAUUAGUAUGAAUUUAUGUAUGUUUCUAUGGUCAGGCACAUGCCUUCCUCAGGUAUCUAUGCACCAGAGGUAAGCAUCUCAGUGCUCAUUAAAAACUCAAUUCCAGUCUAAUCCAGUGUAACUUAUUUAUUUAGUGUAACUUACUUAUUUUGCUAUAUUUCUCUUCAUCUUUGUAGGAAUCAAACUUUGUAUGAACUGAAAUUAGGAUGUGCAGCAUGGUUAUAUCAUUCUUUUCAUUCAAAUUUGAAAAGUCCCCUCAAUUGAUAUUGGGCGCUGGUCUUUUGUUUAUUUUGAAAUUUUAGCUUUGUGGAAUGUUUUCUUUGUGCAGCUACCCAUCUUAUAUUUCUAACAAAUGAGUAUGUGAUGAUGCCAUGUCGUUUGUCCUAAAAUAAAUUUGAAACAGCCACAGUAUUCAAAGGAAUUGUAUCAGUGGGAAAUGUUCAUUGGUAUUUGAGUAUGUGCACAUUUUAAAUUGUUCACUGAAAUUUGGAGUGGUUUCACAUUUUCCAAUUGGUACAGCUAUUAUUUUGUGAUACUUUAGCAAUUAUUCGUUUCCGCAUUUCUCGAGUAAAAGAACAUUUGAUGCUGCAGGUGUUUAAUGUUCGAUUCUUGUUCACUGUAAUUGCAGAAUGUUUCAGGGAUAUGUUUCACGAGAUGGCCACUCCAAUUCUAUUAGAAUAUAGAAGUCCAUGGCCUGGAGUAAAAGAUUUUCCAGUUCGCAAGAAUUGGUGCAAACUAGCUCCGAUUCAGCAGCUAAAAUGGCUUCAUAUUGAGCUUCAGCACUGGCUUUUAUUUGGAGGAUACUUGGAACAUUACCCAGCAAUCUCCCAGUAUCUAGUACUGUAUGCUGAAAUACUACCAUUCAAUUGGCGACACCAAACUAGCAAUGAGCCUCCGAGCCUCUCAAAGAUCUAUCCUGAGGGGAUGUAUUGCAAUAAAUAUAAUUUGCCAUUAAUCUAAAAAUAGUUGGUCUUAA
This is a messenger RNA of Amborella trichopoda, 6633 nucleotides long. The record is from RefSeq and is a predicted model, not a curated record. Lineage: Eukaryota; Viridiplantae; Streptophyta; Magnoliopsida; Amborellales; Amborellaceae.